Messenger RNA from Physella acuta, 1176 nucleotides. RefSeq names its product transmembrane protein 53-A-like. The record is from RefSeq and is a predicted model, not a curated record. NCBI's taxonomy places the organism in Eukaryota, Metazoa, Mollusca, Gastropoda, Physidae.
AUAGAAACGAUGGACGAAGAAGAGUCUAAUGAUUUUCCCGGCGACAGUUUUGAAAACUAUUAUUUUAGAUCCAGACUUAGAUCUCCUACUAGUAGAACAUCUAAUAUAUCUUCUUCUUAUUUUAAAUCAAAUCCAGUUGUACUUUUGAUUUAUAUAAAAGAUGAAAAUAUCAACAAGACAUCUCCUCAAAACGACCAAAAUUAUCUGCGCCCAUUUCGGAAAAUUUACGAAAUGAAAGGUUAUACAGUUCUACUGGUUACCCCAACAGCUGACAGACUGACAGCUCAAAAUAUUGAAGAGGUGGUUACAAGUCUUCUAGAAAGCCUAGAAAAGCGCCAACUUGAUAAAAACCCACUUAUAUUGCAUGUUUUAGGACAUGAUGCAAUUCCUUUUCACAAUGCACUAUGCCACAGAGUACAUGAUGAAAGAGAGAUUGGUAACUAUUAUGAUAUUAGAGGCUGUAUCCUAGAUAGCUGCCCCAUGCAGAAAAGCAGAAUUUUGGAACUGAUAAAGAAUAGAGCCUCAUUUAUUUAUGAUUUUUAUAUUCUGCUCGUGUGUUUAGUACGCACAUUCUUCCCAGAAUUCUUUGGAGGGGCAAGAAAUGUAGAUGACUAUCAAGACUUCUGUACCCAUCCAGGUAAAUGGCAUGAGCUGUUCCUGUACUCCACAUCUGACCACGUCGUACCCCACACAGACGUUGAGAAGGCUAUCAGCCAUCGUCAUGCUGCCUUUGGGAUGGUGGACCAGAAAUGCUGGGAUGACACCCAGCACGCCAGGCACUUGUACGCCCACCAGGAGGAGUACUCACAGCUUUGUUUGGACUUUGUUGACAUGUGUUUGAAAAAAAUAUCGUAAAGACUGGUUGAGUAGGUGAUAUAAAAUGUGGUAAUCAUUGUAUGUGGUAUACCGCUACAAAAUUUGUUUUUUUAUAUACAAUUUUAUCAUGUUUGUUUACUUUUUAUAUUAUACGUAAAAGUUGGUUUAUCCAGACAUGAUAUGCUGGAGAGGCAACUUUUGUUUUUUAGAAUAUAUUUUUAACUACACAAUAUAAGUUCAUUUUAUAGUUAUGUACAUCAAAUAUGUGCCUUCUAAUUUUUAUUCAAAUGUCAUUUACAUGCUGUUUUUUAAGAGUGAAUCAAAUCAAUUCUAAGGUGGUGUGGUUGUGAUAAAAAGAUA